AUCCUUCCGGCAUUGACGAUGGACGGGAUCCUGGCCGUAGACAUUGUCGAGGGCUCUUACAACAAGCUUCGUUUUGCAAAGUUUAUCGACGGGCUACUUGAUCGGAUGAACCCGUAUCCACAACCAAAGUCUGUUAUCGUGAUGGACAAUUGUCGAAUUCACAAGAGUCCCGAAAUUCUUCAGAUGAUUAAAGAU
This is a messenger RNA of Stereum hirsutum FP-91666 SS1, 195 nucleotides long. RefSeq lists its product as uncharacterized. The annotation marks the transcript as partial. Lineage: Eukaryota; Fungi; Basidiomycota; Agaricomycetes; Russulales; Stereaceae. The transcript has a single exon. The record is from RefSeq and is a predicted model, not a curated record. Gene Ontology annotation, molecular function: nucleic acid binding.